CCUUCGCUGCCUGCGUUCCUCGUUCUCAGCGAGCGAAUGAGUGAUUGUGUUGUUGGAGAGAUUCGUUGAGUGAUUUCAGUUCGGCUCAUUUGUCGAUGUCGAAUAGGCGCUACUCAUCUUUGACCCAGAAUCGCAACACUAUCUGAAAGGACAUCAGCUUCUUCUUCUUCAGAUUCUAAUAGUACUUUCAUGGGAGAAUUUUGGAGCUGUGGUUGAAUUAGUUGCUGCAGUUGUGUGAUUUGAAUGCUGCGGGUUGUAUUUGUUGUUAUUUGCUGAGGUUUAGGUGGUUUGUUAGUUUUUGGAUCUCUCUGUCAGUGGAUUUUUUUUCUUCUUCCAAAUUAAGGUUAAUAGCACGAGCGAUAUUACCAGGGUUGCGGAAACCAGGGGUUCUUAUUAGGGUUUAUGUUCUCUUCUGAGUUUCCGUGGGGAUUUAUCUGUUCUGGUCGUGCUUUUAUUGAACCUGUAUCGAUCCAGUACCUGAAUAUUUUGGAAUCUGUAGUUGUAUUGGAUUGGAAUUGCUGAUGGCAUGUAAUUUACUUGUUUUGAUCUGUUCAACGCUCUCUCUGAAGGCCAUCAAAUUAUGCUGAAAACGAGCGGGAGAUACUGCAAAAACCUUGCGUGAAUUUGAGAAUGGGAAUCUGGAAUAUGGACAUCAUGCUGCAGACUUCAUUCGUCAAGCCACCCCCUACGAUGCAAGGGACAGCGCAUUUGUAUGUAGCCAACUGCGGGCCAGACGUUGGACUAGCCUUCUCGGACAUUAAGAAGGCUUUUGAAAUCUUUGGGUCUGUUGAAAAUGUCCAACUAGCUGGUGCUAGUGGAUCACGAGUGUAUGUUUCCUAUCACAAUGUUGAUGACGCGGUGGCUGCUCGUAAUGCAUGGAAUUUGAAACCAUGUGAUGCUCUUCAAGGUCGAGUGAUGGUUAUUCAACAUGCUGUGCCGCAGACUCAGUCCUCUGUGGAGGAACAGGUGGUUUUUACAUCAAGUGCUGAUGUGGGUGUACCUGGACUCACUUUAUACACCGACUUCGUGACUCUUUCGGAAGAACAGGAACUCCUGCGCGAGGUAGAUGAGAGGUCCUGGCAGACCCUUGCGAAGCGGAGGGUGCAGCACUAUGGGUACGAGUUUUUGUAUAAGACUAGGAACGUAGACUUGUCUCAGAAGCUUGGAGAACUGCCUGCAUCUCUGGAGCCACUUCUUAACAAGAUAUCUUUGGUUCCUGAAAUUGCAAGUGCUGAAGAGCCAACGCUCCCUUUUGACCAACUUACCGUGAACGAAUAUCCAAGAGGAGUUGGACUCUCACCGCAUAUUGAUACUCAUUCAGCAUUUGAGGGCUCCAUUCUUUCUCUGUCAUUAGGUGGGCCCUGCAUAAUGGAGUUCCGGAAGUACAUCAAGCGAGGUAAUUCGUUAGUGGAUGGUGACGCACACACUUCAACAUCAAUUUCGCAGCAAAAUGAUGAAUCCAACGAAAAUGCUGAAGCAAUAGUAGUAAGGAAUGAUGAUAGCGUACCGACUGGAUCAGUGUACAUCAUACGGAAAGCUCUUUUUCUUCCUCCGAGAUCACUCCUGAUCUUAUCUGGCGAGGCACGCUAUGCUUGGCAUCACUAUAUACCCCAUCACAAGAUUGACAAUGUGAAUGGCCAGGUACUAGAUCGAGGUACAAGACGGGUUUCUUUCACUUUCCGGAAGGUCAGGCCGGGGGCUUGCAACUGCCCUUUUAUUGAGCACUGUGACUCUCAAGUAUCAGAUGCUGGGGAGCUUGCUUUACAAAACGAGGAAAUAAAGGAGUCUACCAAAACUCUUGAAGAGUUGCGCUCAAACGAUGAAAUUCCCAAAACACCUUCAGAGAAGCAGUCCAUGUCUGCCGAGAUGGGCAAUGAACCAAAACACUUCAAUACAACUAUUCCUGAAAUUGAGAAACGUUACGUACACAAGGUGUACAAUGCUAUCGCCCCUCAUUUCAGUGAUACAAGAUUUGCCAAAUGGCCAAAAGUCGCAAUGUUUCUGGAGUCGAUGGAACCUGGCUCGGUUGUUGCUGAUGCUGGGUGUGGGAAUGGAAAGUAUCUGGGUUUCAACAAAAAGUGCUUUUUCGUUGGAUGUGACAUCAGUCCCCCUCUUAUAGGUAUCUGUGCACAGCACGGGCAUGAGGCAUUGGUGGCAGAUGCAUUACACUUGCCAUAUAGGACAGGGUUCUUCGAUGCUGGCAUUUCUAUUGCAGUGUUGCAUCAUUUGAGCAAUGAAGAGCGCAGGUUGCGUGCUAUGGAAGAAUUACUCAGAGUCGUACGCAGGAAAGGCAGAGUUCUUUUUACUGUAUGGGCUGUAGAACAAGAAGACAAGAAAUUGCUUACCAAAUGGACUCCAUUAACUUGUAAGUACACGGAAGAGUGGGUUGAUGACACGGGCGCUGCUUUCAAAAGAAACCUGUCGAUGAAUUCUCUAAAAAGCAUCCAGGAAGUAGAAAGCCAGGUUCCCACUGCAAUUCCAAGUGAGGAUCUUAAAGAUUCAUCGACGGAGGGGGUACGCCUGAGCUCAAUGGAGAAGGCAGCUGCAGCACAACAAUAUAUCCUUAAUGAAGAUUUAAGUACACAUGAUGGUAAGAUGAAGGGGGAGCAGCAGGAGUAUUUUGUGCCUUGGCAUUUACCAUAUCAUCGAGCAGAAAUUGCGGGUGCAUCAGCUGCAGCUAUUGCUGAUGGGUUAGCACGGAAAGAUGAUGUUAAACGUGCUUUGGUGUACAACCGAUAUUAUCAUUGUUUUGUGGAAGGGGAACUUGAAAGAUUGGCAUCAAAAAUACAGUGUGCAAGACUCGUUGACCACUUCUAUGAUAAGUCAAAUUGGUGCGUAAUAUUGGAGAAGAUAUGAUACCAUCAGCAAAGCGAUGCAGCAGAAUGAUGAGCUAAUUGUUGAUCUAGAAGUCGAAUUUAGCAACGCCUAUCCCUUCUAACUAGGAUCGAGAGUCUUUGCAAUAUUCUGAAGCAUGGAGUAAUCUAGAUGAUGAAUUAUUGCAAUUUGAGUUACAAUGCCUAGUUGCGUAUGCGUUGAAAAGAAAAUCACUCUGAUAUUAUUAAAAAAAACUGCAAUCAAAAGUUAAACCAAACUUAUAA
Messenger RNA from Physcomitrium patens, 3098 nucleotides. RefSeq lists its product as uncharacterized. The record is from RefSeq and is a predicted model, not a curated record. NCBI's taxonomy places the organism in Eukaryota, Viridiplantae, Streptophyta, Bryopsida, Funariales, Funariaceae. Gene Ontology annotation, molecular function: RNA binding; S-adenosylmethionine-dependent methyltransferase activity.